AUGGAAUAAUCAAGUGAGAAUAGCAAUAAAAAUCAAGGCUUCCUCGACAAGGAUUUCGAUGAAUAGAUCAACCUUCAGCCACAAAACUAUAUAACAGAUCAUAAUCCACAAAAUUAAAUUAGCCUUCAUGAUGAACUUUCUGGUUUUAAUUCUGAUGAAGAGCCUGCUAUUCAAGAAGAGAGUAAAUAAUCUGAUAGGAAUGUGCAUCAAAUUCAAUAUGAUAAUGAGAAUCAUAACUUAGAGGAGAAAAAGGGAGAUGCUGAAGAGAAUGGAAGUAGCUUCAUUGAAUAUUCGCCUGUGUUCAAGACAUCUACAAUUCCAUAGCAUCAAGAACUUAAAAACUAUCUGUAAAACUUGCUGAUUUAAGAUCCUUACAAUAAAUUCUGUGUGGAUUGCCAUCAUAAUGUGAGUAGCGUAGCUUGUCUUACCUAUGGUAUCUUUAUUUGUCAGGCAUGUGCUCACAUUCAUAAAGUAGUCUUUAUGGGAAGAUCCCAGUCCUAAGUCAAAGACAUUUUUAAUGAGUGGUGGGAUGACUAUUAGCUGGAAGCAGUGUCUCCCGAGUUCGGAGGCAACAAGAGAUUCUUCCAACUCUUGCAGGAGUACAACAUCCACACUUUGACUAUCCAAGACAAAUACUAGCACAAAGCUGUCAAGUACUAUGCUCGUAAACUCUAAGCUUUAGUUGACAAAAAUUAAUAGUUUAGAGAAGACCCACCUGCCAAGGACUGGAAUGAUAGAUUGACACGUGCUUCUACAGUAGUUCAGAAAAGUUUAGAUAAGUAUGAGAAGAAAAUACUAGACAUUGGAGACAAGAUAGAUGCAAAGAUAGAAGAGAAAGGUUGGAGGAAAUCCAUUUCAGGGUUCUUUAAAAAUAAGUUCAGCAAAUCUAAAUCAGUGCCUCAAACUGGAUCCUUGUAAGCUUCAAGUGCGGGCUAAAGUAACUCAGAUUAAUAAAAUGUUGGGUUGGAUGAGGAUGAGAACUAAGAGCCUGUAGUACUUUAAGAAGAUGCACUUCUAGAUUAAAAUAAUAGUAGUCAAUAGCCAUUGACAAUAUCGGAGUCAUAAAACAAUUAGACACCCGGUUUUAACUAAAAAGCAGGGGAUCAUGAUGAUAAUUAUGAUGUACCUAAGAUUUAAAAAUGA
Messenger RNA from Stylonychia lemnae, 1143 nucleotides. NCBI's taxonomy places the organism in Eukaryota, Ciliophora, Spirotrichea, Sporadotrichida, Oxytrichidae. The record is from the annotation of a GenBank genome assembly.